AUGUUAAUUAUCUUCAGUGUAAUUACAUUGUAUACAUUAAUAUGGACGACGAAUGAAUUUGAACGACAAGAACAACUACGAGACGCACCAUUACCACCCGGUGCUGUCCCAUUUUGGUCAGCUCUUGAUCAUCAAAAUAUAUAUGAUUUAUAUGCACCCUCAGCUAGUAAAGAACCCAAACAGUCGUCAAAUAUUACUCGACAACGUAUUGAAGAACUCUUUCAAUUGAUACGCAAUGCACGUACCGAUCAAACUCAUUCAGUCAGCAUAAAAAAGUUAUAUCCUAUUGAUCCAGGAUGGAAUUUUCAAAAAUUAAUUGACGAACGAGUAGCACGGGAAAAAGAAGAUGAAAAUAAAAAAGAUUCCGAUGCACAUGAUGAAGCAAAUGAUUCAAAUACGAACUCAACUAAAACAACACCGAUAAAUUCUCUACCUGAUUUAACAACAAUAGAAAAAACUGUUAAUGAAUAUGAUAAAAUCCAAUUAAGACAUUAUAUACAUCAAUUACUACAUAAAUGGAAAAAAGAACACGAAAAUGAUAAAAUUGUGACCAUAGCAGACCUUAUGCAUGAUGAAAUUCUUCAAGAAGAGCCAUCACGAUUAAACACAUCAUGGUACGCCUGUAUGACAAAAGCAACUAAUCUACGUGUUUACGAUCCACACAGUAUGGAAUUAAAACGUCUCCUAAAUCAUUUACAGAAUGGUGAAGUUAUUGAAGCAAGUGAAAUGUCGCAAGGCACACAGAUUAAAAUUAUUCUAGAUCUGCCAGAUGGUUUCGAAGCCCUAUUUAAGCCGUAUAGAGUACCGCGUAAUUAUCAAACACUACCAGAUCAUUUUUACUUCAGCGAUGUUGAAAGACAUCAUGCUGAAAUAGCUGCUUUUCAUGUAGACAGAAUUCUUGGUUUUUAUCGUGUUCCACCGGUUAUCGGGCGAUUAGUUGAUAUAACUCGAGAUAUUCGUGAAACAGCAACAGAAGAAUUAGCAAAAACAUUUUUUACUUCGCCUGCAAAUAACACUUGUUUUCGCGGUCACUGCUCAUACUAUUGUGAUACAUCUCAUGCCGUUUGUGGUAAGCCAGGCAAUAGACUCGAAGGUUCGGUUCAAGUUCUUUUACCAAGACCACCCGAAAUUGAUUGGGAUAAAAUUACUCAUCCAUAUCGUCGUUCAUAUAGUGCUGUAAGAAAAGCUAAAUGGGAGUCAGAUGAAAACUAUUGUUAUGAUCAUGUUUUUUUGGACGAAGAAUUCCAUAGUCGUCUACUACUUGAUAUGAUGGAUUUAUCAGCCUAUGACUUUCUUAUUGGAAAUAUGGAUCGUCAUCAUAUGAUGCGUAUUGGUUCGUUUGGGGCGAACACAGCUUUAAUCCAUUUGGAUAAUGGCCGAAGUUUUGGUCGAUACGAUCAUGAUGAAUUAACAAUAUUAGCACCUAUUCGUCAAUGUUGCCUUUUUCGUUACUCAACAUUUGCUCGUUUACAUCGUGUUUACCGUCAAGGUCUUUCAACAUUAGUUACUCGCUCAUUGGAAAACGGAGAAAAACUACAGAAAAUUCUCAUAGACGAACAUGUUGCAGCACUAGAUCGACGUUUAGAAAUUCUUUUCGACCAUUUACAUGUAUGUAUUAAAACUCAUACAGUGAAAGGCGUGAUGGUAGACGAUGGAAUCGAUUGA
Rotaria socialis is the source of this 1665-nucleotide messenger RNA. The record is from the annotation of a GenBank genome assembly. NCBI's taxonomy places the organism in Eukaryota, Metazoa, Rotifera, Eurotatoria, Philodinida, Philodinidae.